This is a messenger RNA of Myotis brandtii (Brandt's bat), 2462 nucleotides long. RefSeq lists its product as uncharacterized. Gene Ontology annotation, molecular function: signaling receptor activity; retinol transmembrane transporter activity. Gene Ontology annotation, biological process: vitamin A import into cell. The record is from RefSeq and is a predicted model, not a curated record. Bases 860 to 2428 code for a protein of 522 amino acids. Lineage: Eukaryota; Metazoa; Chordata; Mammalia; Chiroptera; Vespertilionidae. The transcript has 16 exons. Gene Ontology annotation, cellular component: plasma membrane.
CAUCUCGUUUUGAACACACGGUGAUCAUGGGUGAAGGGGGAGCAUCAUUAUCCUCAUGCUACAGGAUCCUCGCAGUGUUGAUUCAGGGACCCAGGCUCCUUCCAGGUUGUGGCUCCACCAUUCUGAACACCAACUCCAUGCUGGCAGAAGGAAAAAGAGGAAGUGAACAAGACAUACCCACACCCUGAACCCUCUGGCACAGAUGGAUGGAUAAGAACCAAUAGGAGGCAUAAUGAAUGGAGAAGGGGAGGAGCCACAGACAACUUACGGGUGAUAAAAGUGUGGUGGGGCCGUAGACUGGCUUAGGAGCUGAUGGAUGCAGUGACUCCCUGGAGUCUAGUUGCCAUUAAGCCCCAGAAGAUCAUUUGGAAACAGGGUGGGCAUUUAGAAUCCAUGGGCAAUUAUGGUAACUUAGAAGUCUUACCACAUUCUCCACCAUAUCUGUGGGAUUCUUUUUUUUUUUUUUAAUGUGGGAUUCAUUUUUAACUUGUCUCCAACCCUUUCUCCCAGCAAAUGGGCGGCCUUGUUUCCAAGGAGAAUCUUAAAAUCAGUGAGUGGUUCCAGUUUCCUCGUUUAUUGCUUGGAAAUAUUGAGGCACAGUCCUACUGGAUUGCUGGUAAUAAUUUUUACAGCCAGUUAGAGGCCUCCGCUGGGCAAAGCUCUGAUGGCUCAGAGGGCCAGUGCUUAUGGCAGGGGCCUACAAGAGACAACAAGGGCCCAGGAGAGGGGAAGUAGGAGGGAGGUUCCUGUUGACUCAGUGUGAGAAGAGGAGGAAGAGCAGAAGAAUAGCCAGCAGCGUUCAGAAACAAGGAAGAAGGCCACCCGCUUGCUUCGAUUUCUCUGGUAAAUAUUUGACUGGAUGUUUGCCUUUUCCGUGAGUUUUCUGGGUGCUGUGAAGAGAACGGGGUGGAACUCCGGACUGUCAGAAGCAGUCAUAACCAAGCGGCUGGAGAAGCUCAAAGGACAACCCGAGAAGCAAAUCCCUCACCAGGACUGCGGGUGGUGCUUUCCCACCGAGAUGAUUUCCAUAGCCGAGAGGACAAGGCAGUUAAAUGGCACCUGCACUGGCUUGGUGGACAUGGAACUCUUUCUCCAUUACUCCCUCAUCCCAUCACUUUUCAUCAUUUUGGUCUUGUCCUUUCUCCAAAGACGGGAGCACUGCAAACAGAGAGAUGACACUUCUUACCUCUUGGGGAACCACUUUGGAAUUAUCAUACCUCUGGACUUCGUGGGCACCUUUAGUAACCGAUGGUCCUACGGAAUUGCCUUCGGAGCCACAGCCAAUAAGGUCAUGUUCUUGUUCUCAGAAGGCUCCCAGCUCCUGCAGAUCCCGCAGUGGGCCCAAGCCUUUGUGCUUCUGAUUGGAGGCUUCGAAGUCGGCCUGUCCCACUUCCCCUUCUUUGCCUGCCUCUCAUCGGAGUUCCAGCUGGUCAGCUCCAUCCUGGGCUUCCUCUACUCUCUGAUCUGGUUUGCUGUCACCAUUCUUCACAUCACACAGUGUCCCCAUGGGCAGUUUUUGGGGAGGUAUCAGACCGUCAUGUUCUACUGGCCCUCGCUGCUGUGCCUGUCCUUCCUGCUGGGCCGCUUCCUGUACAUGUUCGUCAAGUCUCUGAGGGUCCACCUGGGCUGGGAGCUGCAGACGGAAGAAAAGCCGUUUCUGGAAAUUCAUCAGGCAGAGCAUGUCAAGCAGCUCCUGCGGAAGCCCCCCCUGCAAGAGAGAAAAAAGUCUUGGUUUCAAAGCAGGAUAUACGAGUGGGACCCCUGCUUUCAGUUCCCAAGCAGAAUGAUCGGAACCACCGUGUUGGCUUCCAUCUGCCUGUAUCUCUUCAUUGUCAUUGAGUUCUGCGUGUUCGUGUAUGUGAGAGACAAGCUGGAUGUAUUUGAAGGCGAGUUAGAGAGCUACAUUGCCUCCGUGAACCAGACCGGGACUCUGACCCCAGUCCUCCUGCAGGCGAAGGAGCUGAUGAACAUCUCCAAAGGAGUCUGGGUGGUUACCAUUUUUCCUGCCUUCCUCACGUGUGUGAGCUAUCUAUUCCACAUUUUGGCUUGUUACAGAAAGCACGUGAAGAGGUUGUGGGCAGGAAAUAAACACUUUCUCCCUCUGAAGUUCCAUAACCCUUCCUCCUCAGGGAGUGUGGCGGCCAUUGCAAGGUACUCUGGCUGGCAAAUAGCCUACAUUUUGUGGGGCUACCUCAGUAUCCACGUGGUGCAGAGCCUGUGUGGCAUGGUGAUCAUGUACAGCCUGGUGUUGCCCAUCAUCCACAACCAGGGCCGGGAGAUGCUCCAAGGACUGGGCAUUGGAAUCCUCACCAUAUCCAUCGUCCUGGGUCUCAUGAUCCUGCAGGUAUGGAUCGCUGCCAGCUUCUUCCUGCAACCCAAGAUGGGCACAGCUGACAAGCAGAAGCCCUUGGCGCUCAACAACAGGUGAGGGCAAAGAAGGGAAUGGUGAGUAUAGGACUUUG